This is a messenger RNA of Xylaria bambusicola, 2263 nucleotides long. Its product is annotated as CBF/Mak21 family-domain-containing protein. The coding region runs from base 58 to 2103 and encodes 681 amino acids. The transcript is spliced from 3 exons. Gene Ontology annotation, molecular function: chromatin binding. Gene Ontology annotation, biological process: DNA replication initiation. The record is from RefSeq and is a predicted model, not a curated record. NCBI's taxonomy places the organism in Eukaryota, Fungi, Ascomycota, Sordariomycetes, Xylariales, Xylariaceae. Gene Ontology annotation, cellular component: nucleolus.
CUUACGUAGAAACAGGUCGUGACUACACAUAUCUUUCUCACUUUAUGUGAUUGGAAAAUGGCUUCAAGGCCAAGUAAAAAGAGGAAAUUGACACCUCCGCCGUCAGAGGAUGACGGCGACUCACGGUCAAACGCCAAGAUCCAGAGGUCCUUUUUCCAGAAUGCUGCAAAAUGGGACCUUCUCGAAGAUCAAUACAGUGCGCGAAAGGGCAAGAAGAAAGAGAAAGAGAGCACCAGAUUACCGGUGAAACGGGAUGGGCGCAUCCAAGCCGUAUCCACGCCACUGGAGGACCUCAAGGAAAGCGAUGACGACUGGCUGGAAGACGAAGGAGACAGGUCUGAAGGAGACGAGGAGGAAGAUGAAGAACAGGAGCCGCAAAAGGAGCCUGAGAUUCCUGUGAAGCAGCAGAUUCGAAAUGCUAAAGAGGAUCUGGCGAAGUUGGCUACGGCACUGAACGAGGAACCAUAUGAAAAUGCAGGAGCGUUUAAGGCCUUGACCAAAAUCGGCCAGUCCAAGAUUCCUGCAAUUGUAACGCUCUCGCUAGUUACGAGGAUGGCCGUAUUUAAGGAUCUUAUACCGGGAUAUCGGAUUCGACCUCUGUCAGAAGACGGCCCAGGAGGCGAAAAGGUCAGCAAGGAGGUCAGAACAAUACGCGCAUUCGAGCAGUCGUUAGUGUCUAGCUACCAAGCCUACGUCAAAGAGCUCACGCGGUAUGCGAAAGCAAAGAAGAGCCAGCCUGGCGGAGCCGAACAUGCGACUGUGGCGAUAACGUGUGCAUCGUCACUUUUGAUAGCUCAUCCUCACUUCAAUUUCCGCUCUGAUCUCAUAAACAUUCUAGUCUGGAAGCUGAGCUCGCGUCGUCCGGACAAGGAUUUCGAAAAGGCUCUGUCAGCUAUCAUCAAACUUUUCACCGAGGAUGAGGAGGGCCGUCCCUCUUUUGAAGCCGUCUCAACUCUCUGCAGGAUGAUGAAGUCCAAGGACUACCUCGUUCAUGAGAAUGUUUUAAAUUUAUUCCUGCAUCUUCGACUUCUCUCGGAAUUCUCCGGCAAGGCAUCGCAAGACGCCGUCGAUCUACCGAUGGAAAGUCGCAAAAAACAGAAGAAAGUAUUUCGAACGAAACGGGAACGGAAACAACUCAAGGAAGAGAGAGCUCUGCAAAAGGAUAUGGACCAGGCAGAUGCGAAUGUGCUUCAUGAAGAGCGAGAUAGGAUGCAGUCCGAGUGUCUGAAGGCGGUCUUUGCAACAUACUUCAGGAUCCUGAAGCUUAGGACACCACAUCUUAUGGGCGCCGUGCUUGAGGGUCUCGCCAAAUUCAGUCAUCUCAUCAACCAACAAUUCUUCGGCGAUCUCCUCGAGGCCUUAAAAGACCUCAUCCGCCACAGCGACUCGGAUGAAAACGCCAGCGAGGACCCCGAAGCCGCAGCAGAAGCAGAUGAAGACGAGGACGGCGAUACAACCCGCAACCCAACCCGGGAAGCCCUGCUCUGCACCGCCACUGCAUUCGCCCUGCUCGCCGGCCAAGACGCGCACAAUGCCAAAGCAGACCUACAUCUGGACCUCUCCUUCUUCACAACCCAUCUCUGGCAAACUCUCCUCCCCAUCUCCCAAAACGCCGACAUCGAGCUCGGCGCGCGAUCCCUCCAUCUACCCGACCCCGACGCGCCAGGAUCAGCAGCAAGCCGGCUCCGCACCGACACGCGCGAGAACAAGGUGAACCUGCAAACGACGACAGUCCUCUUAAUCCGGUGUCUCACAGCCGCGCUGCUCCCGCCGUGGAACAUCCGCUCGACGCCUCCGCUCAGACUAGCCGCCUUCUCAAAGCAGCUGAUGACAACAUCUCUGCACGUCCCGGAAAAGAGCGCGCAGGCGCUCCUCGCUCUGCUGGCCGACGUGGGCAACACCCACGGACGCAAGAUCGCCGCACUCUGGAACACGGAGGAGCGCAAGGGCGACGGCGUCUUCAACGCGCUAUCCCAGACCGAGGAGGGGAGCAAUCCCUUCGCGACUACGGUUUGGGAGGGAGAGCUACUCAGACGGCAUUACUGUCCUAAGGUUCGGGACGCCGUGAAGAUAAUGGAAAAGAAUAUCAUGAGUGAGAGAUGAUAUGGGUAGGUGAAGAUAGCAGUAAGGGAAGUGGAGCGAAAACGAGGAGGCCAUCGAAGAUAAUAUAAACAUGGUCAGCCUAUUUAAGUUGAAGGCCUGAUGAUUAGCGUUGCAAUUCGCAAAGUUGGCGUAUCUUAGAUAUUCAUCUUACCACAUGUUC